Molecule: messenger RNA, 1113 nt
Organism: Papaver somniferum (opium poppy)
Lineage: Eukaryota; Viridiplantae; Streptophyta; Magnoliopsida; Ranunculales; Papaveraceae
Exons: 2
Coding region: 1-1113 (370 amino acids)
Source: RefSeq, a predicted model, not a curated record
AUGACAAAAGGGUAUUUCAUCAUAAAGUUAGUUUCAACUGAGGACAAGGAAUGUGUAUGGCAUGGUGAGACUUGGGUGAUACAGAAUCAACAACUUAGGGUUUUCAAUUUUUAUCCAAACUUUGAUCCGGAAAGACAGAAUACUACUCGUGUUACUGUUUGGGUAAGCUUCCCUGGCUUAUACAUUGAGUUAUGGACGAAGAAAAUCCUACUAUCCAUUGCUAAAAUUCUUGGGAAACCAAUUGCUAUUGAUCAAAAAACUUUGUAUCAUGAUGUUGGAAACUAUGCUGCUGUGACGAUAGAUAUUGACUUUGCUAAGAUGAUUCCUAAAAGAAUUCGUUUGAAAGCAAAUGGUAAGGAAUUCUGGCAGUAUGUUGAAAUACAAGACUUAGAGAACAUCAAGUUUUGUACUCACUAUAAGUUUAUGGGUCAUAAGUUUGAGAAUUGUCUUGCUGCUCGUAAGAUUUUAGGAAGUGCUAAUGCUGAAAAGAAAUAUUUUGUUGAAAAUGUUAAGAAUGAAAAAGAGGAUAAAACUAUCAAAUAUGCUUGGAAGGAGAGAUUUUUUUCAGAAAGGGAAGGUGUUCAGUCCGAGAAAGGGAAUGUGACAGAAGUAGCAACAACUAGUAACGUUGUUUCUAAGGCUACUCCAGUUCAAGAGUGCGCUGAGGAUAAACUGUUGAAGGAAGAGCUUAAUAACUCUUUUAUAGAAUAUCGAGAAGCACAACUCAAACUGAUCAGUUGUAAGAACGAUAUUGUUGCGAGAAAAGGUAUUGCUGCACGAACUGAAUCUUCUCCUGAAGUUAAUGUAGCUGUUACGCAAGUUCAAACCGGGAUAAAGUCAGGGUCGGUGACGUCCCUGGACAAUCAAAAUUCUAUGCUGAAUUUAGAAACUCAGCAAGCGUCCGUGGCUAAACAAAACUCUGAACAACAGCGUGAAAAUUUUGGAAAAUCUAAACAAACCUUGUCCAAGCCAUCUAUGGGUCAUAUUCAGGCCGUGACUAACUCCGAGAGUCUGAAUACAAAUCAAAUUCCUGGGUCCAUUCCAAACUCUUCAAAGCCAGGUCCAUGCCAAACUCAAUUUUGGAGAAUACUUCUGUGUCUACUUCAAAGCUAG